Gadus chalcogrammus (walleye pollock) is the source of this 2361-nucleotide messenger RNA. RefSeq names its product cadherin 8 (gene cdh8). The record is from RefSeq and is a predicted model, not a curated record. Gene Ontology annotation, molecular function: cadherin binding; calcium ion binding. Lineage: Eukaryota; Metazoa; Chordata; Actinopteri; Gadiformes; Gadidae. Gene Ontology annotation, biological process: cell-cell junction assembly; cell morphogenesis; homophilic cell-cell adhesion. The coding region runs from base 1 to 2361 and encodes 786 amino acids. The transcript is spliced from 11 exons. Gene Ontology annotation, cellular component: plasma membrane; catenin complex; axon terminus.
AUGUGGAUGCCCGUGCUGCUGCUGUGGAUUACUUGUUUUCCCCCAAUGGCGCCCGGCGUGGCGGGGACGUCUGGAGGCGUGCGGACUGGGAGCCACGUGAUGCCCGGCCGUCUUGGCGACGGACGAGCAUUACUGAGCCGGGCCAAGAGAGGCUGGGUGUGGAACCAAAUGUUUGUGCUGGAGGAAUUCUCUGGACCCGAUCCCAUCCUGGUUGGCAGGCUCCACACCGACCUGGACGUGGGCGGCAAGAGGAUUAAGUACGUGUUGGCGGGCGAAGGGGCCGGCACCAUCUUCGCCAUCAACGAGAUGACGGGGGACAUCCACGCCAUGAAGCGGCUGGACCGCGAGGAGAAGGCUGAGUACACGCUCACCGCCCAGGUCACCAACGCCGACACGGACGAGCCGCUGGAGCCCCCUUCCGAGUUCAUCAUCAAGGUGCAGGACAUCAACGACAACCCGCCGCAGUUCACGGAGGGGCCGUACCGCGCCUCCGUGCCCGAGAUGUCCACCGUGGGCACGCCGGUGACCCGCGUGACGGCCAGCGAUGCAGACGACCCCGUGUAUGGGAACAGCGCCCGGCUGGUCUACAGCAUCCUGGAGGGCCAGCCCUACUUCUCUAUAGACCCCAACUCUGCCACCAUUAAGAUCGCUCUCCACGGGAUGGACCGGGAGAUGAGAGAGGAGUACCUGGUGGUCAUCCAGGCCAAGGACAUGGGCGGGCACAUGGGCGGCCUCUCCGGCACCACCACCGUCACCGUCACCCUGACCGACGUCAACGACAACCCGCCUAAGUUCUCCAAAAGUCUGUAUGAGUUUGUGAUCCCAGAGGACCUGCCCAUUGGGAAGGCAGGUGGCAGGGUGAAGGCCAACGAUAGAGACAUCGGGGAGAACGCCAAGUCCACAUACAACAUCAUCGAGGGAGACGAGAGGGGAAUGUUCCAGAUCUCAACGGACGGCCAGACUCAGGAGGGGAUUCUCAAGCUGAAGAAGCCCCUGGACUUCGAGAGUAAGAAGGCGUUCACGCUGAAGGUGGAGGCCACCAACCUGCGCUCGGAGCUGGGCAGCGGGGGCCCCUACCGGGACACGGCCACGGUGAAGGUGGUGGUGGAGGACUCGGAUGAACCACCCGUCUUCACGCGGCCCGCCUACGUGCUGGAGGUCAACGAGAACGCGCCCGUCAACACGGUGAUUGGCACGGUCAACGCCCGCGACCCCGACACCACGGGGAGCCUGGUCAGGUACUUCAUCGAUCGACACACAGACCUGGAGAGGCAGUUCAAUAUCAACGUGGACGACGGGAAGAUCACCCUGGCCAAGGCGCUGGACAGAGAGACGGACAUGUGGCACAACAUCACAGUGACCGCCACCGAAGUCAGAAACCACAGCCAGAUCUCAAGGGCGGUCGUGGCCAUCAGAGUAAUGGACGUCAACGACAACGCCCCUGAGUUUGCCACCGAGUACGAGGCCUUCCUGUGUGAGAACGGAAAGCCUGGGCAGGUGAUCCAGACCAUCAGCGCUGUGGACAGAGACGACCCCAUCCAGGGCCACUACUUCGACUACCGCCUGGUCCCAGAGAUGCUCAACAACCCCAACUUCACCAUCAAGAAUAACCAAGACAACUCCAUCAGCGUCCUUGCCAAGCAUGACACCUUCAGACGGCAGAAGCAGGAGAUGUACUACCUGCCCAUCAUCGUGACGGACAAUGGCCACCCCCCCCUGAGCAGCACCAACACCCUGACCAUCCGCGUGUGCGGCUGCAGCAAGGAGGGCAUCGUGCAGUCCUGCAACGUGGAGGCCUACGUCCUGCCCAUCGGUCUCAGCAUGGGUGCCCUCAUCGCCAUCCUGGCCUGCAUCAUCCUGCUGCUAGUCAUCGUGGUUCUGUUUGUGACGCUGCGGCGGCACAAGCACGAGCCACUGAUCAUCAAGGACGAGGAGGACGUGCGGGAGAACAUCAUCCGCUACGAUGACGAGGGCGGCGGCGAGGAGGACACGGAGGCCUUCGACAUCGCCACGCUGCAGAACCCCGACGGCGUCAACGGCUUUCUGCCACGCAAGGACAUCAAGCCCGACCUGCAGUUCAUGCCGCGCGCCGGGCAGCACAACGGGCCCAACGGUGUGGACGUGGACGAGUUCAUCAACGUCCGGCUGCACGAGGCCGACAACGACCCCACGGCGCCCCCCUACGACUCCAUCCAGAUCUACGGCUACGAGGGGCGGGGCUCCGGGGCCGGCUCGCUCAGCUCGCUGGAGACGGCGUCGUCCGACUCGGACCAGAACUAUGACUACCUCAGGGAGUGGGGGCCACGCUUCAGGAGACUGGGGGAGCUGUACUCAGUGGGCGAGAGCGACAGAGAGACUUGA